AUGGAUGCCGCCGGGCUGGCCUUUGCGGCGUACAAGGACGUUUAUUUCCUAGCCAAAGGCAUAUAUCGACUGGGAAUGUCGGCACAGCACUACAAAGAGGAAAACCACCAGCUCCUAGUCAAAUUCCGCACCCAAUGUCUGUACUUGCGGAUGUUCAAGCACUUCUUCAUUUCUGUAAUCGGAAGUGGAUCUACACAGGAGCCGGCUGAAAUCGCAAUCCUGAUAAAUCAAGUGGACGGAGUCAUCAACUGCCUUGGACAGGCCCUCGCGCGCUACCGUGACCUGGUUCACGCGGAAGACGAGGAAUACCGUAAACAGAGUGAGUCUUUGACCCGGGACAACGCCAGUUCGGAAGGACUGCUCGCGAUCACUCUGGGCGACAUAUUGCCCCCUCCACCUCUGCUUCAGCCCAACGCCUCAACAAUAUCAUUCAAGGACCAGCCCAUCUUCAGUGUCAGUGCCUUGAAAUGGGCCUUGUUCGAUCGGUCUACGCUUAAAAAGGCCGUUGACAGCUUUCGGGAGUGGAACGCCGAGCUGAAAGUUUUCGAACCAUUGAUCGUUGCGACCCUGUUCGUCACAUACGACGCCCGGCAAACUCUGGAGGCUACGAUCAAGAAUCUCGCGGUUGGCGGAGAAUUCCGCAUUGCCUGGGUUCCAGCUGUUGGUCCCGAUACGUCGCAGGCUGGCACAGCAUCUACUGAGGUACCUCCUGAAACACGACUGGAGAAGAAGACUUAUCCUCCGUAUGGGGAGGAGAGUGCCAAGGUUAAAGAGGCUCUGAGCCAAUUAGCGGCUUUGUUGGGAGCUGCCAGCGCGCACGAUUUUCAUACACUUCCUCUGAAGAGCUGUGUCGAUAACUCGGUCGAGCACCAGUUCUUCUUCUCAUUCGGGUAUCCCGAAGGCGCGUCUGACCGUGCACCGGUUAGCUUACAGGCGAUACUCUCGAAGAAGCCGGGCGCCCUGUCUCUGCCUCUACGUUUCCACAUCGCGCUUACCAUUUCCCGCGCCAUCGCUGCCUUUCACGCCGACGGGUGGCUCCACAAGGAGAUCAGCAGCAGCUCGAUUCUAUUCUUCUUUGACGAGGGUGGCCGCUGCAUGUAUCUCCAACCCUACCUCGUCAACUUUGAGUACUCGCGGCCAGACACGGCCGAGACCAACAUGACGGCCGACGAUGACCUCGCCCGGAACGUCUACCGCCACCCGGAUCGCCAGGGAUCGCGGCCAAAUGUCCGUUUCGACAAGACGCACGACUUGUACUCCCUGGGAGUGGUUCUCCUGGAGAUUGGCGUAUGGCAGACCGCAUUGUCGAUGAGGAAUGACAGGUUAAAGCAGGAGGGCAUCUUCUCCAGUCGCAACGUUGGGCCGACACAGGAGAUUUUUGAAACCAAAACCAAGGAAUGGCUGGGACACACCAUGGGACCAGCGUACCAAAAAGCCGUGGAAGCUUGCCUGAAUGGGACGUUUGAAGCGUUCCUGCGCAGGGACAGCAUAUUCGCAUUGCAAUUUCAGAGCAAGGUGGUGAAGAGAGUGGACCCAGAUCGGGUCAGGCAGGUGGAGGAGGAAGCAGAUUAG
Molecule: messenger RNA, 1572 nt
Organism: Thyridium curvatum
Lineage: Eukaryota; Fungi; Ascomycota; Sordariomycetes; Thyridiales; Thyridiaceae
Exons: 3
Coding region: 1-1572 (523 amino acids)
Biological process (GO): protein phosphorylation
Molecular function (GO): protein kinase activity; ATP binding
Source: RefSeq, a predicted model, not a curated record